Molecule: messenger RNA, 1442 nt
Organism: Aegilops tauschii subsp. strangulata
Lineage: Eukaryota; Viridiplantae; Streptophyta; Magnoliopsida; Poales; Poaceae
Product: peroxidase 47
Biological process (GO): response to oxidative stress; hydrogen peroxide catabolic process
Molecular function (GO): heme binding; peroxidase activity
Source: RefSeq, a predicted model, not a curated record
GCACUCCCACAGCAUGUGUGCUCAGCGCUCACUCCUCUUCUUCUUCUUGUACCUGUGAUCGAUCACUCGAGAAUAGUCCUUAGGAAGUUAGUGUCGAUCACUGGACCAAUUAAGAUGGGUGCUGUCAAGAACCUUGUGAAGCUCUUGAUCCUCGUCGAGGUGGCCGUGGCCCUGGCGGGGCCCGGCGUCGCCGCGCUCAGCAUGGACUACUACGGCAUGAACUGCCCGUUCGCCGAGUACAUCGUCCGGAACAUCGUGGGUGAGGCCGUCAUGGGCGACCCCACCCUCGCCGCCGGCCUCCUUCGGCUCCACUUCCAUGACUGCUUCGUCCAGGGAUGCGACGCGUCCGUGCUCCUGGACUCGACGCCGGGCAGCAAGGCGGAGAAGGACGCGCUGGCGAACAAGAGCCUGCGCGGGUUCGAGGUGAUCGACAAGAUCAAGGACACCCUCGAGGCUCAGUGCCCCGGCGUCGUCACCUGCGCCGACAUCCUGGCGCUGGCCGCCAGGGACGCCGUGCUCAUGGUCGGCGGCCCCUACUACGACGUGCCCCAGGGCCGGCGCGACGGGAGACGCUCCGUCGACACCGACACGCUGACCGCGCUCCCGUCGCCGUUCCUCAACGCCUCGGCGCUCAUCACCCUCUUCGGCACCCACGGCUUCAACGUCCAGGACAUGGUGGCGCUCUCCGGCGGGCACACCCUGGGCGUGGCGCACUGCCCGUCGUUCACGCCCCGCCUCAAGUUCGAGGCGUCCACGCUGGACGCCGGGUUCGCGUCGUCGCUGGCGGCCACGUGCAGCAAGGGCGGGGACUCGGCGUCGGCGACGUUCGACCGGACGAGCACGGCCUUCGACGGCGUCUACUUCAAGGAGCUGCAGCAGCGGAGGGGCCUGCUGAGCUCGGACCAGACGCUGUACGAGUCGCCGGAGACGCAGCGGCUGGUGAACAUGUUCGCCAUGAACCAGGGCUACUUCUUCUACGCGUUCACGCAGGGGAUGGGCAAGAUGGGGCAGAUCGACCUCAAGGAGGGUGACCGCGGCGAGGUCAGGAAAUCCUGCAGGGUCGUCAACAAGCCCAGCUGGUAAACUAAGCAUGCAUGCAGAUGCGUCGACGUCAUAAAAAAUCAAAUUAGCUCGACGGAAAUGCCACAAUAACCACAGGAACACAGUAAUAAGGUACAGUGACUAGUGUAUUGUCGUGUGUGUGUGUGUGUAACAGUAACUUGUGAAGGUGUUGCGUUCUGAGAUUUGCCAAUAAAUGUGCAUGGCAGUAUGCACUAAUAACAUGUCCAGCAUGUAAUAAGGUGGAAUUAAGCGAAUAUAUACUGUAAUACAGGACAUUUAAUGUAGUAGUUCAUGUAAUAGGAGUCGUGUAAUACAAUACAUAUCACACAAUAUAUGUACUCACAUAUGCAACCAUGAGUUAGGGUCAACUUUUUUUGUUC